Messenger RNA from Parasteatoda tepidariorum (common house spider), 1664 nucleotides. NCBI's taxonomy places the organism in Eukaryota, Metazoa, Arthropoda, Arachnida, Araneae, Theridiidae. The record is from RefSeq and is a predicted model, not a curated record.
UUAAAAGUAGGCGUUACUAUCUUCCUUCAACGAAUUUUGCUCUAUAAUUUGCGAAAUUCCCGAACCCUCUAGUGCCACCUAGUAGCGAAAAUAAGAAUUGUCUAGGGCCUGCUUUCAAACUUUGAUACUUAGGGAAAUAUGCACUUUCUUCACUGAGAGUGGGAUUUUUCGAAUGUUGUUUUGAUCGCCAUUUUUGCUUGCCUCUGCUGUCUCGCUUAAAUUGCUGUGUUAUUAUGUCCCAUGAUUUUUAUAAAAAACGCAACUUGCAUUAAUACUGUUGACGACUUGGAACGGAAUUCGGAUAAUGAUUUUUUGGAUAUGGACAAACCUAUGGUUUCUCAUACUGAUGCUGGCGACAUGGAACGGAAAACGGACGAUGAUUUUUUGGAUACGGACAGUCCUAUUGUUUUCCAAAAUGUUGCUGAGGAUGUUGAGCAAAGUGUUGAUCAUGAUCCAGAUCGAGCCACAAGCAGUCUCGAAUGUAGUUCUUGCAGAAAAAUGUUUAAAAAUAGAAAAACUUUACGAAAACAUGUGCUUAAAUUUCAAACUUCAACUAAAUGUGCUUAAAUUUUAAGGGAUCAAAGAAGGAUUUAAAAAUACAUUUUGAAGCAGAUCACGACAUUGAUAUUGAAGAAGAAACUCUUCCAUUUGAAAGUGAAAAUGACUUUGUAGCCUGGAAAGCUAAACUGGAGAAUGAUAAUGCUGUUAGCUAUGUUAAAGAGCGUGGUGUUGCCCAUACUACAACUGGUGUGGAAAAACAGUUCUUCAUCUGUAACAGAUCUGGUUACUAUAAAUAUAAAGGUAAAGGACUGAGACACUUAAAAACGCAAGGCAGUAGAAAAAUAAAUGGCUAUUGCCCUGCUGGCUUCACUGUGAAUAGUUCCGCAGAUGGGUGCCUUCUAAAAUAUAUCAAAACGUAUAUUGGCCAUACAAAUGAAAUUGGACAUUUGUCAUUAACCGAGGAAGAAAGAAGUUUCUUUGCUGCUAAAAUUGCAACAGGGAUUUCAUUUAAUAAAAUUUUAGAUGGUGUUAGAGACAAUAUCCCUCCUUCUGGAAUUAGGAGAGUUCAUUUGCUAACAAAUAAAGAUCUGCAUAAUAUUCAAAUGGAAUUUGAGGUUGAAGCUUUUGGUCUGAAAAGUGAUGCUGCAAGCAUUGAUCUUUGGGUGAAUCACAAAGAUAAUAAAGAUGCUUUGUUUUAUAAAUUUCAAGAGAACCAUUGUCCAAAGCAUCAAAAUUUGCAAAGUUAUGAUUUUGUGCUUAUUAUUAUGACGGAAGCACAGAAAGAAAUGCUAACUAAAUAUGCUCCUGAAUGCAUAUAUAUCGAUAGCACCCAUGGCACAAAUGCUUAUGAUUUUCAACUGACAACAUUGCUAGUCCUCGAUGACAUGAGGCAAGGACCUCCAUGCGACUUCAUGAUUUCAAGUAAAGUCAAUCAAGAUACAUGUGCUGUGCUUUUUAAUGAGAUUAAAGAUGUUUUAGGGGAUAUCUCAACUGCAAUUUUUAUGUCUGAUAUGGCUGAUUCUUAUUAUAAUGCCUGGUUAUUAACAUUUCACACUAUCCCUACUAACAGACUUUAUUGUGCCUGGCAUGUUGAUAAUGCCUGGAGAAACAAUCUUAACAAAAUAAAAAACGACAAAACCGCGUUUUUGUGUACAAAAUUCUAA